GCUGAGCCUACAUUAGUUGUGAGGCGCUAACGCCUACAGUCGCCACCAGAGGGCCUCCCGUGGAUGAUGUGAGCGUUUCGUCAGACCACCGCGCUUAUUCGACCUGCCACGAGCCAGUUCAGGUGUGUUCGACAAGAGCUCCGCUACUUACGACUAAACAAAGGAUUGUAGUGCCAAUCGACCAUCGCCCACGUUGGUGCCUACAUUUGGUGACCCGAACGUGAUAACUCAUCGGAUUUACAAAUUUCGCUUGGAGAACAGAAACAUUUUACCAGGUACGUGAAAGAAUGAGUGAACCCGUGGUCGGCCACGUGGCCGUCAAGCUGCCGCCAUUUUGGACCGAGAGCCCAGCGCUUUGGUUCGCCCAGUUGGAGAGCCAAUUUGUCCUCGCGAAUAUAACCCACGAUAAAACGAAAUAUAGCCAUGUAGUCGCGAGUUUAUCUGAACGUAUGGCUACCGAAGUUCAAGACAUUUUGGCCGCUCCUCCGAAUACCGACAAAUACAAAACGAUUAAACGGGCACUGAUCGACCGCUUGUCCCAAUCCGAAGCCCAACGCCUUGAAAAGCUUAUACGUACCGAAGAGCUCGGCGACCGCACACCAUCGCAGUUUCUUCGACGCCUAAGAACUCUCGCAUGUCAUACGGUUACCAAGGACCUACUCAGAAGUAUUUGGUUGUCCCGUCUUCCCACCGAUAUACAGAAGAUACUAACCAUAUCCGAGGGCACACUCGAAUCUCUCGCUAAGAUCGCCGACCGCCUUAGCGAAAUGUACCCCUCGACACCGAAUAUCUCCGCCACGUCUACAGCCUCUGCCACGGUCGAUCCCAGAAUCGCCGCGCUCAAAGUGCAAAUCUCCAAACUCUCAAAACAAAUUUCCGAGAUGUCACGACAAUAUGGCCAUUCUCCACCUCGCCGCCGUUCCUCGAGCCGUGGAAGACUCGGUCGACGCUCCCCACCUAACACCUUCCCGAACAAUAUCUGCUGGUACCACGCCAAAUUUGGCGCGAAUGCCCGACGCUGCCGACCACCUUGUUCGAUGGGAAACGAGAACGGGAGUCAGUAGAGACGGCAACUGAUUCCAAAAAUUUAAGCCGUCGCUUAUUCAUCACAGAUAGUAUGUCCAAAGUCGCAUUCUUAAUUGACACUGGGGCCGAUGUCUCCAUUUAUCCAGCUUCACGCCUUCCAAAGCGCUGUGUAGAAGACUAUCAACUCUUCGCAGCGAACGGCACAGCAAUCAAGACAUACGGCUAUGCAACAAUCACGCCAGACUUCUCUCUUCGACGAAACUUUACAUGCCGAUUCAUUGUAGCCGACGUCACACAACCAUUGAUCGAUGCCGAUUUUUUUAUCUCAUUAUGGACUUCUCCCAGAACUUCGCAUCAAACGUCUCAUCGACUCAACAACGAAACUGGUCAGCCAAGGACAUAUCCUCAGCGUCACUGCACCGUCAGUACGAACUAUUGCCGGCAACUCUCCUUAUCAUCGACUACUGAGCGAGUUUCCCGAGAUAACACGUCCAUCUCCAACCAUCGCACCCGUCCGACACUCCACCGUCCAUCAUAUUAUCACGACGCCUGGACAACCAGUGCGCUGCAAACCCCGGCGACUUGCGCCGGACAAAUACAUUCUGGCUAAGCGCGAGUUUGAAUUCAUGCUCGCUCAAGGGAUCUGCCGACCGUCCACCAGCAGUUGGUCAUCGCCAUUACACCUCGUCCCAAAGAAGAACGACCAGUGGCGACCCUGCGGUGACUACCGUCUACUCAACGCACGAACUGUACCCGACCGUUAUCCGGUUCCUCACAUAGAGGACUUCGCAUCCACUCUUCACGGUUGUGGGUACUUCUCAACCGUCGACCUUGUCCGUGCUUUCCACCACAU
Centruroides sculpturatus (bark scorpion) is the source of this 1879-nucleotide messenger RNA. RefSeq lists its product as uncharacterized. Bases 288 to 1064 code for a protein of 258 amino acids. Lineage: Eukaryota; Metazoa; Arthropoda; Arachnida; Scorpiones; Buthidae. The record is from RefSeq and is a predicted model, not a curated record. The transcript has a single exon.